Molecule: messenger RNA, 14964 nt
Organism: Pristis pectinata (smalltooth sawfish)
Lineage: Eukaryota; Metazoa; Chordata; Chondrichthyes; Rhinopristiformes; Pristidae
Product: zinc finger and BTB domain-containing protein 7B-like
Exons: 5
Coding region: 465-1967 (500 amino acids)
Biological process (GO): regulation of transcription by RNA polymerase II; positive regulation of gene expression
Molecular function (GO): RNA polymerase II cis-regulatory region sequence-specific DNA binding; DNA-binding transcription factor activity, RNA polymerase II-specific; protein binding
Source: RefSeq, a predicted model, not a curated record
CAACCCAACUCUUCCGAAUUAGAGGGAAAAAAAUAUUUUUAAUGUUUCACCAAAGAAGGAAAUGCUGCCCUGGUUACCCAUAUGGAGCCCAGAGAGGGUUAAAAGCACUUCUCUAAGCUGUAUGGGACGCGACCCUGGGGCGUGGGUGUAGCAGUCAUACUUUCAGAGGUGGAGAGCUGGUCUAGUCAAAUUACUCAGAGAAUUGCCAGGACAGAGUCGAAAGAGAGAGAGAGAGAGGGGAAUUAAAACAAAUAGUUUGAUUCGUAGAUCUUUCAGAGCUUGAAGUCCAUUCUACCUAAACAGGAAGGAAUAAUACUGCACCAUUGACUCAAGACCACACAGAAUCUGAUUCAGAUGGUCCAAGCCCAUUGGUUAAGAACAUCGGAGCCAGCCGACCAGGGACUUUGAGCUUGCAUCACUUCUUGGUUGGAUUUCAGCGAAUGUCCCAGAGGUGAGAGGGCAAGAUGGGAGCCAGUGAAGAUGAGCUGAUCGGAAUCCCGUUCCCGGAGCACAGCAGUGAGCUCCUCAGCAGCCUCAAUGAGCAAAGGCACAGGGGCGUGCUGUGCGACGUCACCAUCGUGACGCAGGGGCUGGAGUACCGCACACACCGGGCGGUCCUGGCCGCCUGCAGCCAGUACUUCAAGAAGCUCUUCACCUCCAAGCCGUUCAGCGGCCAGCGCAACGUGUGCGAGCUCGACUUCGUCAAGCCUGAGGUGCUGGCGGCCCUGCUGGAGUUUGCCUACACCGCCACCCUCACCAUCAGCAGCUCCAACAUGAGAGAGGUGCUGCAGGCGGCCCGCCUGCUGGAGAUCCAGUGCGUCACGGAUGCCUGCGCCGACAUCCUGCGCAGCAGCGGCGGCGGGGAGGAGGAGCAGCCAGAGCUGGCAGCCGCCGAGGGGGCAGAGGACUACCUGGCCGGGGGCUAUGCUGAGCCCCAGCCCAGUAGCCCCGUCGGCCUCGUCGAGGAGCUGCCGAAGGUCCGGCCACGCAAGAGGCCCAAGAAGAAGCCACCCCGGAUCUCGCUCGGCAACCGGGGCUGCCUCUACCGCAUCGUCCAGCCCCUCCGCGCCUCGAUGAACGACGUCCUGGUGACCGACGGGCUGGAGGAGCGUCCGCCCUCGCCGGCUCAGCUGGAGGAUCACUACCCGCCGGGACCACUGGAGGAAGAGGAGGAAGAGGGCGGUGAGGACUUCGAGGGCGGGGGCGAGGUGGCCGGCUUCCUCCCGCCCCCUUCCCCGCCGGGGAUGCCCAUGGGCGGGGAGGGGACGGAGCUGGACUCCGCCACGUACCUGGCCUCCCUCAGCAAUGGGCUGCUGGGCGGCGCCCUGGGCUCGCCGGACAAGCUAGUGCGCCGGCGGAAGUCGCAGAUGCCCCAGGAGUGCCCCAUCUGCCACAAGGUGAUCCACGGGGCGGGCAAGCUCCCACGGCACAUGCGCACCCACACGGGCGAGAAGCCCUUCGCCUGCGAGGUGUGCGGUGUGCGCUUCACCAGGAACGACAAGCUGAAGAUCCACAUGAGGAAGCACACGGGGGAGCGGCCCUACAGCUGCAACUGCUGUGAUGCCCGCUUCCUGCACAGCUACGACCUGAAGAACCACGCGCGGCUGCACACCGGCGACCGGCCCUUUGAGUGCAGCCAGUGCCGCAAGGCCUUCGUCCGCCUCGACCACCUGCAGCGGCACCUCAAGGGCCAGAACUGCCUGGAGGUGCGCACCCGGAGGCGCAAGGGGGCCGCCGAGGAGGAGACCGAGGAGAGCCCCGCGCUCAAUGGCGGCUUCCCGGACGAGUACGCCAUCAGGAGGCCGCUGCAGGGGCUGGACGGCGGCUUCCCGGACGAGUACGAGGUCGGCAGGGAGACCCUGCUGAUGGACAGGAGCUUUGACCCCGACAGUCUCCCCGAAUGGGGUCACAUGAGCACCACAUGGGAUCAGGAGCCAGUGGAUGGAGUGGCAGUGGAUUCUUCAUAAUCUUACAGAUCAAAAGAUAUAUUUUUAUAAGCAGGUUGCAAGGAUGCAAGGUUGCAAGAUGCAAAAAUACAGGAUGCAAGGUUGCAGGAUGCAAGGUUGUAAGAUGCAAAAAUGCAAAAUGCAAAAAUGCAGAAUGCAAGGUUGCAGAAUGCAAGCUGCUCGCUGCACCAAACACCUCUCCAAAAAAAUUAAAAGCCCAAGGGCUGUAGCAGGCAGGAUUUUCCAAUGCUUUUAGUCACAGGCACCCACCCCACUGGUUCAACCGGCGGCCAUAGGGAUAUAAACCACCCCCCUCCCAACUUCCCCCUCUUGUCUUGAUCUAGUGCGUAGAGUUAAGUAAAGCUGGAGGAAUCAGGCAGCAUCUAUUAGCGGGAAAUGGACAGUCGACGUCUCAUUGGGGGCGCAUCCAGGGACAUGUCCACGGAUGCUGCCUGACCCGCCGAGUUCCCCCAGCGUUUUGUGUCUCGCUCCCCCAAGAUUUCCAGCACCUGCCAUCUCCGUAACGCAGGGGCUACCGAGGGAGCAAGGUUGCUCAUUGCCGCCACAGUUCAAAUCGCCGGAUGAUCUGCUGUUCCUUUUCCUCGCACUCCCAAGGAUCAAGUGCACCCUGCCCUCUGCAAUAGAUUGCAAAGCAAAUUUAGUAAUGAUGUAAUUAAUCAUUGAUAUAGCACAUAUGAAUCCAUGAGUAUGUCACCCUACCAAAUGGUGACUAAAGUAGACAUAGGUUUGAAGGAUUAAUAUAUAUCUAAAUUAUAUAUAUAAAUAUAUUAAAAAUAUAAAUUUUGCAGCCCUGUGCAUGUGUGUGUGUGCGUGCGCGCAAGUGUGCAUGUCAGCACACAUUAACACCAACCUAUUUAAAUUCUGAUCAGGAAUGGAAUCUUUUAUUCAAAGUCAGAGGUGUCGGACUCUUGUAUAUAUGUACCAUUUUAAGUUUGUCUGUUUGUUUGUUGUGCCCUGCUGCCUCUUUUUAAUCACCUGCUCUCUCUCCAUUCCCUCCCCUCGCACCCCCCCACCUCCCACCCCCCACCCACCCCUCUCCCGAGGCCAGCGGCCUUGACCCAUGAGCACUUUCCUGUCUUCUAAAUCGAAGCUGGUCACACACAGGUGGACCCCUCCCGAACGUUGCUCCCCUUGCAGCCAGACGGACUGUUUACCGACCACUGUGAUGCCGGCUUAAAACUGAGACUGUCGAUCGCUUCUAAAGGAGGAUCCCCGCUCGACAAAGAACUGUCACCUUGCACUUUGGCACUGACCAGUAGGCCAAUAGAAUUGGGACAGUGCAAUAUUAAUCACAGCACAGAGAAAGGCUGCUUGGUGGUUGAAAAAGCCCUCCAAAGUCAGUCCCUUCUCCCUCCAUCCUUAAGAUCAGUCAUAAAGUUAUUCCUUGCUUUUGUUUCUUCUUCCAACCCUGCCAACCUGGGUUCCUCUAACGGAGACCGAACGCUGGAAACGCUCAGCAGCCCGUGCGGAGAGAGCACCAGAGCCAACGCUUCAGGUCGGAGACCUCGGCUCUUCCCUCCCAAAUCCCCGUCCCCUGGGGUGAACUGAGCGAUUCUGUCUUGGUGACUUGUACUGCCCCACACACAGACGGUAAAGAAAACAUGGCCUGGAAGAACAGGGUCGACGUGUUGGGAUCGAGACCCUGCACCAGUCCCUUUCGUGUCCUCCCUGGAUCUGACGACCUGGAGCCAUAGUUCUGUUUCUCUCUCUCCACGGAUACUCCCUGAUCCCUGUAAUGAAACAGUUUCUCCAACUUUGUUUUGCAAUUCGAACGCCCUGUUAAUUUCCCUUUAACCUCCGCCGCAUUAAGGAAAGCAAGACCAAAAGCUCUCCGAAACAAGGGCUUAAGUAUCCUUCCUCAAGAGCGAGGUGCCCGAUGAAUCUCCUCUGACUGGACGCCCAUCUCACCUCUGGCGAGAAGACACGGCCCUGAAAGGCUCGGAUGACGAGGCUUGACAGCUGGAUCCUCCGCGUUGCGUUUUACUGACCUCAGCGGUGAGUUGAAACGUAAGCAAGUUGCAAACAUUUGUAGAGUCCACAUUGCACACUGGCUUGAUUUAAUGAAGGGGCUACUUGACUUUUAACAGUCCACUCCACAGCUCAACUCUGAACCCUCCCCCCACCCCACCCCCAUCCCGGGGUGGUCCUGAUUUGGGCAGGCGAAAAGUCCACCCUCCCGGUCACUCAGCUGACCCAUGACCUCAUUUCCCUGAACGGUCUCAGAUCCAUCCAUCUCGGCCUCCAGUGUCAUCUGAUUGGGAGCCACCGCCACAGAAAUCCGGGCGCUCACAGAGUGACAGACUGGACUGAAACAAGCCCUUCAUCGCACACAGAGUCAUCUUCCCAUCUGAUCCAUUCUGUGGGAAUGACUUGCACAUCCUCCCCUUCUCUCUGGGGAAAGUUUCCCUGAAUACCCCAUUGGACUUAUUAGAGAUCAUUUUAUAUAUGAUGUAUGAAAUCUAUUUCUAUCGUAUAUUUAUAUAAAUAGAUGAAAUAUUUAAAAUUUGUAAUUGCACACAUCCGUCCAUUUCUCUGUAAUACUCAGCUGCGGCACCUUCCCAUAGUUAGAGGGUCUGAGUAGACCUGAUAUCAAUCACUCGUCCCAGCCACACACUCCUCUGGGUCACCUCCUGGCCAUGACUUCACUUCCAUCUGCCUGUGUUUACCCAGAGUCUCCACUGAUGCUGCUUAUUGGCAGCCAUUUGCCUUGAAGAUCUAUAGAUGCAUAAGAGUCAAAAUCAACAGGGUCCCUUGUUCCAUCAGUUUGUCUCAGAGCUUCUCUGCUGAUUUUACACAUCAUGACACGGGUUUAGUUUCAGUCACCUGGAGUCACUGCUGUCCUGGCUCGAAGGCGCAAAGGCUUUUGCUUCAUGGGCUCGGAUCCCCAAGUACUUGAUUCCCCAGCCUCCCUCGCCAUCUUCCCCUGGUGAGAGUAUUCAGAGAGAGCUUUGUCCCACCACACACUCCUAGGUUAGAUACAGAAUAAAGAGCCUCCUCCGCAAUUUUCCAUCACAUAUUCCCAGGUCAGGGGCAGUGAAGAGGGAAAUUCACUCUGUGUCUGGCCCCGGGAGUGUGCGAUGGGACGGUGCGGAGGGAGCUUCACCCUGUGUCUGACCCCGGGAGUGUGUGAUGGGAUGGCGUAGAGGGAGCUUCACCCUGUGUCUGACCCCGGGAGUGUGUGAUGGGACGGUAUAGAGGGAGCUUCACUCCGUGUCUGACCCCGGGAGUGUGUGAUGGGACAGUGUAGAGGAGGCUUCACUGUGUCUGACCCCGGGAGUGUGUGAUGGGACGGUGUAGAGGGGGCUUCACUGUGUCUGACCCCGGGAGUGUGUGAUGGGACGGUGUAGAGGAGGCUUCACUGUGUCUGACCCCGGGAGUGUGUGAUAGGAUGGUGUAGAGGGGGCUUCACUGUGUCUGACCCAUGCUACUAGUUGUAUGUAACCACGUCACGUAGUUCAGAGAAGGAACGAAUGGCUUUUUUCUGGCUAUUUGCUUGUUAUUUCUACUUUUGAGCUGGGAUCUCAAAUAUCCUCAUAAAUAAUUAUUUGGUGCUUUGCUGGACAGAAUUGUAUUUUUUUUAAAAGAUAAACAAUCUCCUUUAGCUUUUCAUUGAUUCCAAAGAUUGUUACUUGAACUUUGACCAAAUGAAUUGAAGGCUCGUUGUACUUAUGGCUUCAAGCACAGGAGGGAAAUGGGAGGGGUGUAGAAGAGUCAAAAUAACUCAGUGAGAUGAUGGUGAGACACACAGUGCAGUGAGAGGUUUAUGUUUGGAAACUGAGACCAUGUUGCCCAAGGAACUGCAGCACUGUGUGUGAGUGUGUGUGUGUGUGUGUUUUGCACGCUCUCCCUGUGACCCCAUGGGUUUCCCCCGGGUGCUCCAGUUCCCUCCCACGUCCCAACGACGUACGGGGUCAGUGGGUUAAUUGGCCGCUGCAAAUCGUCGCCCUGGUGUGUGGGUGAGGGGUAGAAUCUGGGGGGGUGUUGAUGGAAAUGUAAGAGAGAGGUUGCAAGAAAAUAUGAGGCAAAGGGAUUGCUCAGAUUCAUCAUGGACUCGAUAGGCUGAAUAGCCUCCUGUAUUGUGAGGAACUAUGAAAUAUGAGCAGCCUAUCAAGGGAGGUCCUUGGCUUUGCACAUCAUGCAUUUGAUAAAAGAGUUCUUAUUUUUACUGCUUAGGCUUGUGAUAUGUUCUGGUCAGAAUAAUUAUUUAAAAAUGAAGUGAUCAGAGGUGAGAAAUUCAGGAGGUUGUGUUGUGAGGGAGCUUUACUGUGUCUAGUCCAUGCAGUCCCUGCUGUGAGUGUGUGAUGGGACGGUGUGGAGGGAGCUUCACUCUGUGUCUGACCCCGGGAGUGUGUGAUGGGACGGUGUAGUGGGAGCUUCACUCUGUAUCUGACCCCGUGAGUGUGUGAUGGGACGGUGUAGUGGGAGCUUCACCCUGUGUCUGACCCCGGGAGUGUGUGACGGGACGGUGCGGAGGGAGCUUCACUCUGUGUCUGACCCCGGGAGUGUGUGACGGGACGGUGCAGAGGGAGCUUCAUUCUGUAUCUGACCCCGGGAGUGUGAGAUGGGACGGUGUGGAGGGAGCUUCACUCUGCAUCUGACCCCGGGAGUGUGUGAUGGGACGGUGCGGAGGGAGCUUCACCCUGUGUCUGACCCCGUGAGUGUGUGAUGGGACGGUGCGGAGGGAGCUUCACCCUGUGUCUGACCCCGGGAGUGUGAGAUGGGACGGUGUGGAGGGAGCUUCACUCUGCAUCUGACCCCGGGAGUGUGUGAUGGGACGGUGUGGAGGGAGCUUCACCCUGUGUCUGACCCCGUGAGUGUGUGACGGGACAGUGUGGAGGGAACUUCACCCUGUGUCUGAUCCGUGCUGUUCUUGCUGCAGAGGUAUCCAUUGUGACUGAAGUGAACACCAAUAUACCUCUCUCUCUCGCUCUCUCACUCUCUCUCUCUCUCUCUCUCUCGCUCUCUCUCACACUCUCUCUCUCUCCCUCCCCCUCCUCCUCCCCACCCUCCCUGUCCCUCUCCCUCUCUCUGAUGUCAAUGAAACCUGAAGGAAAGUAGCUGCAGUCAUACCCAGAAUGUAAUUCCUUCAUUUCCUGCUGUUGAGGGCAUGAGAGACAGAAGGAACACAGAGCCUGGUUUCCUUCAGUAACGUUUUAGCCAGCGCGGCACUAGACAGGCAGAGCUCUGAAAAAGUGACUCAUGCGGGGUGGAAUGAUUAAUAAAACUUCAGCAACUCUCUCAACCGCACCCUGUCCUUCAGAUCCUUUCCGAGGCCCUAAUUUGCAAAUGUUUUUAAAUCUUCCUGCCCGGUCAGGGCUGGCUGGUGUGGUGUCUCUGACGAGUGCCAGGCAGGUCAAGUUUCCGAUGGCAGGGAAACCCCUCCCUCCCUCCCUCCCUCCCUCUCCCUUCUCAGGCAGGGUCGGUGCGGACUGGGCUGGCCACGGUGUGGCUCUCUCUUGUCCUUGAUGACCACUGGUGUGGACAGGAAGGUCGACGCCAGCUUGUGCUGUAGUGGGGGAGGGGGGAGUUGACAGUGGUAAACUUAGUGGGGUCUCCCUCCCUCUGUGCUCUAUAUAGAACAGUACUGGACAGGCCAUUCGGCCCACGAUGUUGUGCCUAUCAUGAUGCUAAAUGUCCUCCUGUGUAUCAUCCACAUCCUUCCAUUCCCUUCACACUGUGUCUAUCUAAAACUCCACCAACCUGCCUGCUUCCACACCACCCCGGUAACCCAUUCCACACACCCACCACUCUCUGCGUAAAAAACGAAACUUGCCCCUCACAUUGCCUUCAAACUCUCCCCCAACCUUAAAGGUACGUCCUCUGGUGUUUAACAUUUCUACCCUGGGGAAAAGAUUCUGACAGUCUACCUAUGCCUCUCACAAACCUCUAUCAGGUCUCCCCUCAGCCUCUGCCGCUCCAGAGAAAACAGCCCACUCUCUACCCUGUGUUUUUCUUUUCCCCCCGCCCCUCCCUCUCAGCUUCCCGUCUUAUCCCACUCGUCUUCCUUGCCCCUUUUCCCUGUUUCACGCUCGCAUCUUCGUGCAACUCUUGCCUUCUCUUCCCAGCGUCUCUCCUGGCAAGCAAACCCAAAACUCUUGGCGAUGCUCAGCGGGUCAGGAAGCAUCUGUGGAUAGAGAAACAAAGCGGCAACGUCUUGGGUGCGAGACCCACCUCUACCCCUGUCUCUCCCUCUCCCUCUGCUCCUUGGCAGGUCACCGCCUGUUCCAUCUCUUCCACCUCUCACCCACCCACCCUGAUCCCACCAAAACUAAUCCCUACGCGCCUCAUUGGAGCUGUGUGAGCGGAGACGUUCUUCAUUUGGCCAGCAGUGUUCUUCCCAGAUUCCCAGGGCUCCGAAAAAUUAGGAACUGGAUACACGAGGUUCAGGGUCCAGUCUGCCAGAGUUCAGGGUCCAGUCUGCCAGAGUUCAGGGGUGGGAACGGUUUGGACCUCCUGAAGGCUUGUAAUGUCUGUUGGAGUGCUGUGCCCUUCCACUGGGUGGCAGCACUUGACCCUUUAUUGGAGACAAACUGAGUUUAAAACUUUUCCUGAGUUUAACAUACUCCAGAUUUGCACAGUUAAAGAGCCUUCAGAUCUGCAGUAAAAACCUCCGAUUAUCCGGCACUCUGGAGCUGCCAGAUGGCAGAUCUUCCAGACUAUUGGAUGUUAUUCCAAUUAAUACCCAAACAAACUUUAAAUUCACCUUUUACAACAGAUUGCACUUUAAUAAUUUUUCAAUGAACCAGGUAAACUUAAAGAGGGAGAGGGAGAAGCAGAGCCCCGGUGAGUUUAAAGGGAACACAGGAAAUACUACCAGGUGAGGCAGAUCCUGAAAAUAGGGGAUUUCGGAAUGUGUGGCUAGUGGAUUAUUUGAGUUUUACUAUACUCCAGGAGGGCUGGUUGUUUAGGACCAUGGAUGCCUUGAGACUCAGAGGGGGAGAUUUAAUGAAGCCCCGUCCGUGUUAAGACACCGAUUUCCCUGUUGAUCUCCCCAGACGCACCGAUGUUCUGACACCGGGCCAGGGGCAGGUCAGUGAGCUGGGUUCGGUCACCCCCCUCUCCCCUUCAACCCCCCUCCCCUUCACCCCCCAUCUCCCCUUCACCCCUCCCCCCUUCACCCCUCCCCUUGACCCCCCUCCCACCACCUCCCUCCCCCCUCCAACCCCCACCUCCUUCACCCCCCUCCCCACCCCCCCUCCACCUUCCCCUCUGCUUCACCCCCCUUCCCAUCCCCCUCCCCCUUCACCCCCCUCCACCACCCCUUCACCCCCUCUCCCAUUCCCACCAACCAUCACAGCUUCACUCUGCCAACCUCAGUCCAGGCCGACCUUUUCCCCAGGGUUGGGGAAUCAAGAACUAGAGGGCGUAGGUUUAAGGGGAGAGAUUUAAUAGGAACCCGAGGGGCAACUUUUUCACCCCAGAGGGUGGUCCGUAUAUGGAAUGAGCUGCCAGAGGAAGUGGGUGAGGCAGGUACAUUACCAACAUUUAAAAGGUACCUGGACAGGUACACGGAUGGGAAAGGUUCAGAGGGAUUAUGAGCCAAACGCAGGCAAAUGGGACCGGCUUCGAUGGGAAUCUUGGUCAGCAUGGACCAGUUGGGCUGAAGGGCCUGUUCCCAUGCUAUGUGACUCUGACUGCUGCCGUUUCAAAGGCGCCAUCUUUUCCCGUAGUGUUGGAGACAGCCCAGCCACUCUCUGUCCCCUUCCACCCAACCAGCCCCACUGCCUUGCCUGUAACCGGUCCCAGACAGGAGAACUGUGGAGCGGAGGUGGUUAAGGGGAGACACGAUUGAGGUAUAUCAAAUUACAAGGGGUAUAGAUAGGGUAGACUGCAGGAAACUUGUCCCCCAUAUCACAGACAGAGGAUGUCGAUUUGGGUUGAGGGGGAAGAGGGGAACCAUAGAGAGGCCUUCCUCACCCAGAGAGCGGUGAGUACCUGGAACACGCUGCCUGAGAGAGAGAGGUGGAAGCAGAGUCACCGAUAGCAUUUAAGAAGUGUCUGGGCGGGCACUUGAAUUGCCCAGGCUGUGGACCAAGUGCUGGGCGAUGGGACUAAUGAGGAUAGGUGCCAACAGGUCAGUGUGGGCGUGAUGGGCCGAAUGGCCUGCUUCCAUUUUGUACGGCUGUCUGACUUGAGGGUAAAUCCCCCCCCUCCCCCAGCAUUUAUCUGGUCGUUAUCACUGCAGUGGAGACAGGAGAGAGACUGCAGAUGCUGGAACUCUGGAGCAACCCACAAAGGAAGGAUCUGGAGGAGCUCAGCAGGUCAGGCAGCCUCCGUGGAGGGCAAUCGACAAUCAACGUCUCAGGUCGAGGCUGUCCAUCGAUGCUGCCUGACCCGCUGAGUGCCUCCAGCGUUUUGUGCGUUAUCACUGUGCUCGUCUGUGGGAGCUUGCUGCGUACAAAUUGGGUGCAACACAGCAGUUCAGAAGGAGGUCACUGGUGUGAAUUGUGCGUUUGGAGUGGAAGUUUCCCCCUCUCCUUUAUCCUUAAGCUCAGAACUCGCGCCAAGCGUCGUCUAACCGUGAAUCCAGAGGCUCCAGUUCCCCAUCGGCUGCCGUCAGGUUCCCCAGCAAUUAUUUCCGGGACGUGACGGGAUUUAAUGUGGACAUCUUCUGUGGGCUUCCUCUUUAGGCUGUUGAUCUUGCUCGCUGCAUCUCCUGUGCUUUGUAUAUUUCUGUAGACCCGGCGUGGGGACAUAGAACUGCAGAGAUGUCCACAUUUUGGUGAUCUUUAGAAAAAAUAAUAAUUUUUAGGGGGGAAUGCAGACAAGACCAAUAUUGUUCUUGUACAUCCCUGGUUGCCCUUGGCAAGGUGAGCCACCCUCUUGAACUGUGCGGUGUUGUUGGGGAGGGAGCUCCGGGCGUUAGACCCAGUGACAAUAUAUUUCCAAGCUGGGAGGGUGGAGGGAAAGCUGCAGUGGGCGGCUUUCUCAUAAUCCCGAGGAACAGCAAGGAAGGCUUCAACGACCAUUCAGGAUUUAGGGAAAUCAAAAAAAAACAAGACUGCAGAUGCCGGAAAUCCGAAAUUAAAAAAAAGCAGAAAAUGCUGGAAACACUCACCAGGUCUGGCAGCGCCUGAGGGGAGAGGAACACGGUUUCAGGCUCUGAAACAUUACCUGUUUCUCUCUCCACAGACGCUGCCCGACCUUCUGAGUGUUUCCAGCAUUUUCUGCUUUUAUUCCAAUAUUUAUGACCACCCCCCAACUAGUCUUCGCCUCUCCCCAGUUCAUCUAGCAGCCAACCCCUCCUGCACCCUCCCUGCCCUGCUGCAGGGGAGUUGGGGGGGGGGGGAGAAGGAGCAAACCCCAGGGACUGGGCUCCCCUGGGGAGGUCGGACAGCCUCAGCCACAAGCGCACUGGGUUCCUGUUCGGUUCUGAUUUCCUGCUUCUCCUCAGAAGCUAAAUAAUAGAAAAAAAAACACUUGCACUUUUUCCUCUGUACUGUAAUCCAGUUGUCGGAUUCGCAUGUUUAGUUCUCAAAUUACGGAGCCUGCAAUAACUGGAGGGGUGUUCGCUCCACCCUGUCCCUGCCCCACCUUCCUCCCGCCUCUGUCCUCCUCCAGGUCCUCUCCAGACCUGCUCGUCCCUGGUCCCCAACCGCUCCACCGAGCUGGAGCUCUGGAACUCCCUUCCCGAUCCUCCGCGCCCACAUUGCCUCCUUCCACACUUCCCUCCGGGCUAGUCUGCGUCUCUCCACCACCGGCAGGGCUUUGUGUUUCUGCUGCUCUCCCUCCAGCAGCCGUCUCCGAUCGUCACACUCCCUAACAGCCCCCCCCACCCCACCCCCCGACUCCAUUUGUAUUUUCUCUGCCUGCCUCCAUCUCUCACUCACAUAGAAACAUAGAAAACCUACAGCACAAUUCAGGCGCUUCGGUCCACAAAGCUGUGCCGAACAUGUCCCUACCUUAGAAAUUACUAGGCUUACCCACAGCCCUCUAUUUUUCUCAGCUCCAUGUACCUAUCCAACAGUCUCUUAAAAGACCCUAUCGUAUCCGCCUCCACCACCGUUGCCGGCAGCCCAUUCCACACACUCACCACUCUCUGAGUAAAAAAACAUACCCCUGACAUCUCCUCUGUAUCUACUCCCCAGCACCUUAAACCCGCGUCCUCUUGUGGCCACCAUUUCAGCCCUGGGGAAAAGCCUCUGACUAUCCACACGAUCAAUGCCUCUCAAUAUCUUAUACACCUGCCACUGUCUCCCAACUCCACCCCUCCUCGCCCCUCAUCUCACACCCCCCUCCUCGCGCCUCAUCUCACACCCCCCUCCUCGCCCCUCAUCUCACACCCCCCUCCUCAGUCCACCAGUCACCUCUCCCUUCCCCACCCUCAGUCCCGAUGCAGGGCUUUGACCCGAAGCAUCGACAGUUCCUUCCCCUCCCCACGGAAUCUGCUCGACCCGCUGAGUUCCUCCGGCAGAUUAUCGCUCUCCAGACCACUCAUGAGCCUAGUGCAGGUCCUGUCAAACAACUUGGAACAUGGUCCUGCGGUAACAGUGCCAUCUAAAUGAUCUGUUGCAAUAAGUUAUAAUCAGCAGCCCUCGUAAUUUAGGAGUGCUGUUGAUUAUCUUAUGGAAAAAUUACCCCAAUCGCGUCAAUUUACAGCUGUUGCCCCAAGAUCCCUCAGCACUGAGAUACUGACAUCACUGCGUUCUUCCUGGACUGCACUCAGUCUGGUUCCUGACUGGCCUUCUGAGCUUCUGUGUGGUUGCUUUAACCAGUGUACCACCUCCGAUGCUGCUCUAACUACGCCAACAACUGUACAGCACUUUUAAUUUUGUAAAAGCGGUCUGCGGGUACUUCAGGAGAGGCUGAACGUUGCUUCAAAUGGAUGGGAUCUUGGUGGAGGUGGGAUCUCCUGUGACACUGGGGGCCUCUAUCCUGACUUCCGGCUGUGUGUGUGUGUGUGUGUGUGUGUGUGUGUGUGUGUGUGUGUGUGUGUGUGGAGUUUGCACGUUCUCCCCGUGACCCUGAGGGUUUCCCCUGGGUGCUCCAGUUCUCUCCCACACCCCAACGACGUGCGGAGUCGGUGGGUUAAUUGGCCGCUGUGAAUGGCCCCCCCCCCCUCAGCGCGUGGGUGAGGGGUAGAAUGAGUUAGUGGAAUGUAGAGAAUAGAAUGGGGUCCGUGCAGAUGGAUGGUUGACGGUUGGCAGGAAGUUGAUGGGCCGAAUGGCCUGUCUCUGCGCUGUAUGACUCUGUGCUUAUCCCUCAUCCACUAAUGGGACGGUGGCACGGUGCUGUGCGUGGGAUCUUGCAGUGCUCAGCUUGCGCGCUACGUUACAAUGGGUUGACUUAGGGGCGUUGUUGGUUUACAGCCCAUUCCAGGGCAAAUCCCCAAAGGGUUCCAGGAGGCGCUUGCAGCACAGGGCAGGUCUUUCCUCCGGUGGCCAACGGGAGGAGAGUGGGAUUCCAGAGAGUUGGAGAAGGGAUCCAUUUCAUUGGGGCCAUCCAGGACGAUUUGCAUUCCCACCUGGAGCAAGUGCCUCAGUCACCAUUCUCUGGUCUCUGCAGGUGAUGCACACUGCCUUGUUGUCUCCCCCCCCCCCCCCCAUCUUUGGUCCUGAAGCUGUUGGCCUUUCCCCGAGUCGCUCGCGAGCUGCUAGGAACCUUUUACAGCACCACAAACACUGUGUGUGUGUGUGUGUGUGUGUGUGUGUGUGUGUGUGUGUGUGUGUGUGUGUGUGUGUGUGUGUGUGUGUGAGAGAAGGGGGAGGCUUUCUAAUUGUCCAAAGCUACAGGCUGGCUUGUAAUUAAAUGCCCUCUGUCUGCUGGGCACGAGCCUGGUGUCAAAACCAUCCGACCGGUCUGGCUGAGACUGUGCUUACGUACGUCAGAGAGUUGGUGUCCUGCAAUCAUUUGUGGGCGUGGGAACAGAUUACCUGGGUCACUGUCCCACUGUUGCCUGUAGGACUCGACAUACGCCAGUUGGCAACAGCUUCAGGGCAGGAGUCUCCCUUUGUAAACCCAUCUGAUGCCCGUUACGUUGCAGGAGGAGUGGGGUGGAAGGGCAGUUACGUCAGUUUGGGAGCCCACACUCGGUCUUUGCUCCCUCCCUCCCUCCCUCAAUGAGAUUGGCCCGGGAGGUGUUUGGAGCAGCAACGAGGAGCAAGAGGGGACGCAUUUCCCGGCCCCGUCCUCCAGGAACCGUUGGGUGCCGCGGACACAGCAACGAGGAAGCACAUCCUCUGGAUCACUUAGGAUUCUUCGGAGAAACUUGCACUCCCCCUGUGUGUAGGUCGAAGCGGACUUUGCCCGACCGUCAGGGGACAUCUUGGUUCCCCAGACCCGCCCCCUUCGGCUGUCGACACCAGUCCCGUCGAGGAACUGGGGAUUCCUGGACCAAAAUGGAGAUGAUUGUAUGAAAAAAAAACACUGAAAUCACUGGUUUGUCAAGGGGCAAGUUGGCUCCAUUUGACCUCUAGACAAUACAAGUUCGAGCUGAGGUGACUUAUCCUCAAUGCCAGUGGUACUUGGCUGUACGACUGUUGAUUCUUGCACUAGUUCACCCCAUUAGUUAAUCAAUUAGCACUUUAGACAAAAUCGUGGGAAGCUUGUUUUAUAUUACGUGGGUUACAAAGGGUGUAGAAGAUACCUUUCUUUCUCUCUCUUUUCCUUUCUUCCUUUCCUCUUUCUUCAAGAAAUGAUUCAAUGCACACCUGAAAUAUUUUUAUUGUUCAUCUGGGGGGGGGUGUCACACACCUUGGGGCCCUGUAAAACUUGCAUGGCAAAAUCAGGGCAGUCCGGGUAUAUAUCGAGACAUUCCUUUGGGAUUUUGUUCCCCCUUCCCCACCCCCUUUUGAGAAGAUAUUUAAUUCCACUUUAGUUUUUAAAAGGAAACUCUUGUGUUUUUAAGAAUGCACUUGUUUGUAACGCAAGAAGAUUCAUUAUUUUGUUGGCUCUCCUAAUGGCUGUAAAUGUUUUAAGAGAAUGUGCCUUAAUACGGUGUUCUGUUCAUUUUCUGAUGGGAGCGGAAAUAAAUUGGAUUUAUUGAUCUCGGGUUUUG